AUGGAACUCCAGGUGUCCGUGUUGCUGGUGGCCUGGUUUGGUGGCCUGGGCUGUGUGCAGGCUGAAUUCUUCACCUCUAUCGGGCACAUGACAGACCUGAUCUACGCAGAAAAGGACCUGGUCCAGUCUCUGAAGGAGUACAUCCUGGUGGAGGAAGCCAAGCUCUCCAAGAUUAAGAGCUGGGCCAGCAAAAUGGAAGCCCUGACCAGCAAGUCGGCUGCUGACCCCGAGGGCUACCUGGCCCACCCUGUGAAUGCCUACAAACUGGUGAAGAGGCUGAACACAGAGUGGUCCACACUGGAGGACCUUGUCCUGCAGGACUCCGCGGCAGGUUUUAUUGCCAACCUCUCUGUGCAGCGGCAGUUCUUCCCCACUGACGAGGACGAAACGGGCGCCGCCAAGGCCCUGAUGAGGCUUCAGGACACGUACAAGCUGGACCCGGACACGAUUUCCAAAGGGGAGCUCCCAGGAACCAAGUACCAGGCGGUGAUGAGUGCGGACGACUGCUUUGGGAUGGGCCGCUCCGCCUACAACGAGGGGGACUAUUACCACACGGUGCUGUGGAUGGAGCAGGUGCUGAAGCAGCUGGACGCUGGGGAGGAGGCCGUCGCCACCAAGGCCCAGGUGCUGGACUACCUGAGCUACGCCGUCUUCCAGCUGGGCGACCUGCGCCGCGCCCUGGAGCUCACCCGCCGCCUGCUCUCCCUGGACCCGAGCCAUGACCGAGCUGGAGGGAAUCUGCGUUACUUUGAACAGCUGCUGGAGGAAGAAAGAGGAAAGACGGCAUCAAAUCAGACAGAAGCUGGACAGGCGCCCCGGGACGGCGUCUACGAGAGGCCUGCGGACUACCUGCCCGAGAGGGACGUCUACGAGAGCCUCUGCCGUGGGGAGGGUGUCAAACUGACACCCAAGAGGCAGAAGAGGCUUUUCUGUAGGUACCACAAUGGCAACAGGACGCCCCAGCUGCUCAUCGCCCCCUUCAAAGAGGAGGACGAGUGGGACAGCCCGCACAUCGUCCGGUACUACGACGUCAUGUCUGACGAGGAAAUCCAGAGGAUCAAGGACAUCGCAAAGCCCAAACUUGCACGAGCCACUGUUCGUGACCCCAAGACCGGCGUCCUCACUGUGGCCAGCUACAGGGUUUCCAAAAGCUCCUGGCUGGAGGAGGACGAUGAUCCCGUUGUGGCUCGAGUGAACCGCCGGAUGGAGCACAUCACAGGGCUAACAGUAAAGACUGCAGAGUUGUUGCAGGUUGCUAAUUACGGAAUGGGAGGACAGUACGAGCCACACUUUGACUUUUCUAGGAACGAUGAGCAAGAUGUUUUCAAGCAUUUAGGGACGGGGAACCGUGUGGCCACAUUCUUAAACUACAUGAGUGACGUAGAAGCUGGUGGUGCCACCGUCUUCCCUGAUCUGGGGGCUGCCAUUUGGCCUAAGAAGGGCACAGCAGUAUUCUGGUACAACCUCUUGCGGAGCGGGGAAGGUGACUAUCGAACGAGACACGCUGCCUGCCCCGUGCUUGUGGGCUGCAAGUGGGUUUCCAACAAGUGGUUCCACGAACGAGGACAGGAGUUCCUGAGGCCAUGUGGGUCAACAGAAGUUGACUGA
Molecule: messenger RNA, 1608 nt
Organism: Pipistrellus nathusii (Nathusius's pipistrelle)
Lineage: Eukaryota; Metazoa; Chordata; Mammalia; Chiroptera; Vespertilionidae
Source: the annotation of a GenBank genome assembly